AUGAAUCAGAAUUCGUCUAGUGAAGAGUUAACAAAAUCGAAACCAUCUGCUGCAUCCAAUGAGAAAGGGACCAGUGAUUUACUUGCAUGGGACCCUCUGUUUGGACCAUCUCUUGAUUCAUCAUCUUCAGCUUCACUAACUUCAUCAUCAUCAUCAGCCAGGCCCACAACUCCUCUUUCUGUAGGCGCCAUUGUCCCACCUCCAAGGCCUGCUUCCAGACCAAAGCUUACAUCAGGCAAACUCAGUGGCAUUAAUGAAAUACCCAGGCCAUUCAGCCCACCUGUAACUUCCAAUACCAGCCCGCCUCCUGCUGCUCCUUUAGCUCGGGCAGAAAGUUCUUCUUCUAUCUCAUCAUCUGCUUCAUUAAGUGCUGCCAAUACUCCUACAGUAGAAGAUGAUAAUUUGAUUGGGACACUCUCUGAAAUUGAAAAGCACUGUGAGACUUCACAAGGUGUGUCACGAGGUCCCAGCCCUGUCAGCCUUGGAAAUCAGGACACCUUACCCGUGGCAGUCGCCCUUACGGAAUCUGUUAAUGCCUACUUUAAAGGAGCAGAUCCCACCAAGUGUAUUGUGAAGAUCACUGGUGACAUGACAAUAUCAUUUCCAAGUGGGAUUAUUAAAGUCUUCACUGGCAAUCCAUCUCCAGCUGUGCUCUGCUUCAGGGUGAAAAAUAUCAGCAGACUAGAGCAGAUUCUUCCAAACGCACAACUUGUGUUCAGUGAUCCAUCGCAAUGUGAUUCUAACACAAAAGAUUUUUGGAUGAACAUGCAAGCUGUUACUGUCUACCUCAAGAAACUAUCAGAGCAGAACCCAGCUGCUUCUUAUUAUAACAUAGAUGUAUUAAAGUAUCAGGUAUCAUCAAAUGGUAUUCAGUCCACUCCUCUAAAUCUUGCAACGUACUGGAAAUGUAGUGCUAGCACCACAGAUCUUAGAGUGGAUUAUAAGUACAACCCAGAAGCAAUGGUGGCACCGAGUGUGCUUUCUAACAUACAGGUGGUGGUACCCGUGGACGGAGGAGUCACAAACAUGCAGUCCCUUCCCCCUGCAAUAUGGAGUGCAGAACAAAUGAAGGCCUUUUGGAAACUGUCAGGUGUUUCAGAAAAAUCCGAAAAUGGAGGUUCUGGGUCCCUAAGAGCAAAAUUUGAUCUUUCAGAAGGACCCAGUAAACCCGCAACACUUGCAGUGCAAUUCCUCAGUGAGGGAAGUACCCUCUCAGGAGUGGAUGUUGAACUUGUAGGCACUGGUUACAGGCUAUCCUUAGUAAAGAAGCGGUUUGCCACUGGACGGUAUCUGGCAGAUUGUUGAUGGACCUAUCAAAGUGGUUGGCUCAAGGGAGUAGUACAGACCUGCCCUUCUGCAUUAUCUAUUCUUUCCAAACACUAUUCCAGCUUGUAUUACGUCUUUAAAACUUAGACAUAUUUGAGAGCUGACUGUAAAUAUUAAAUUGCACCUUUGAAGUGAGUCAUCAAAACAAAUAGCACUGAAACAAUUUUCAGCAUUGUAAAUGAUCAACUGCAAUAUUCAGGACACACACUGAUUCAGAUUCUCAGUAAAAAGUUUUCAUAGGCUGAAAUUUUAAAUUAUCUUUAGUGUCUAUAUUGAAAGAGGGGGUUAUUAUAAGUGUAAUAUCAAGUCUAAACUUUCAGGAGAGCAAGCACAAACUAAUUUAGCUUUCCAUAAAUUUUUAGAGUCAGAGAUAGUUUUGAAAUUUUGUAAGUUAGAUGUUGAAUGGAUUCUAAGUUUUGGAUAAUGUUAAUUUAGAACACUCAAUCAAAUUGAGUUAUGUGCCAUAAAGUAAUCAGACCAGAGUCCAAGGUGUAUGCAAAAAAUUUAUCAUUUGAUUUUUAUAAACAUAUAACUGUAAAUGGUGUUUUAUAUGAUUUUUUUAAUCCUCAAGUGCAAUGUGUUUUAAAAUAAGCUUGCAAAAGACAGAAAUUUACUUCUGCAGUUAACUUUAUAGAAGUUUUGAUUGUUUUGAUGAAUUAAUGCUGUAGAUUUAAUUUAUUUUUAUAUGGAUUGCAUAAUGUGUGCCUUUUAAAACAGUAACAAAAACCAGAAAUGUGCCUAUCCAGUUUGUGUUCAUGGAUGUGCCUCACAGCCUGGAUCUUCUAUCCAGAAUCUUAUGGUGGUCAAGCAUUUUUACAAGAUAAUUGCAAUUUUUGUAAAUAACUUUGGCUGGAAUUGGGAAGGGAAUUUGGAAUAACUAAAGGAUAAUUUAUACUUAAAAACCCUGGCUCACUUCUUCAGUGAAACACUGUAGCCACUAGAAAGAGGAAGAGCUACCUAAUGGUUUCUGUUUACAGGGGGAAAAAUUACCUUCAGAAACUCGAUCUUAACCUUAUCAAAAGUAUGUAAAUCUUAAAUUCUGAAAAACUAUAAUGGUAAAUUGGUAACUAGUAUUUUAACUCUCAAUUUAACAUUUUCCUCCAUUCUGUUUACCAUCGGAAAUUUAUACCUUUAUUUAUUGAAUGUGUUGUGAGCAUGAAUUUUGCGGUAUUUUGUGAGGAACAUAUUUUAGAAAAGAUUAGUUCUGGCAUUAGAGAAGUCUGCCAUUUGUUUGCAUUUCAACGAUUGGAAAAAUUGCCAAUUUGUAUGUUUUUAAAGUGAUGGAUUGCUUAAACAUUUCUUAAGUAAACUAAUAUUAAAUGGUAAAGAGCCUAACUUUAUAGCAAAUCCUGAUUAAUUGAAGGAAUUAAAUAUUUUGGACAAGGUUUCAUAAUUUACAAGUGGAAAUUCUAUUUAUAAGGAUAAAUACCAGUUGUCCUGCAUUUUGCAUAGAAGUGAUAAAUUGUUAUAUAAUUUAUAUAAAACCACUAAUUGUUCUGUUAAGCUUUACAGAAAGUAAAACUCUUACUACUAGACAUUUAUGUAACAUGUUGCUAUACUAAAUACAGAAAAUCUACUCAUUAGCAAUAUAUGUAUAUAACACAGUAUGUGCUUUUCUAAUAUAUUCAGUGUUAGCCCAAUUCUAAAUUUAGAUUUGACUAAAGUAAUACAUAAGACAGUUUGCUAAAAGUUAAUCUUUACUAAAUAGUGAGCAAAAUUAGAAAUUCCAACUCCUGUAUUACGUUCUUUUAAAUGCCAGUUACAGGCCCUUGCUGGAAUCUUAACUGUAACAGCAUAGCACUCAAACUGUUUUUAUUGAUCAGUUAAUAUUUUAUUAUUGGAAUUUAGAGACCAUUAUACUUACAAUGUUUGUUUUUAAUCAAAUAUUACCUAAAAAUGUACAAAUUAGUGAAAUGGUUAAACUUCUGCACUUUCUUAAUUACCAUAGUCUUCAUACCAAGUGUCAGUACAUAAAUUUGUAUUGGGUGCAGGUUACAAUUUUGAAGCCAUAUGAGUUUAUAUUGAGGUUUUGGGUAUUUUUCCCAUUUAAAACCCCAUUAAUACUGUUAAAAAAAAAAGAAAAGAAAAGACCAGUAGAUUUUCAAGGGGAAAUGUAUUUAGCAAGCUGGUUCUUGCUUAUGUAUGAUGAUUAAACUUUGUAGCUGUCUCUUUAACCAAGAAUUUGUAAACACAGAACUCUAACAAAUGUGAGUUUUUAAGAAUUGUUAUUUACUACUUUGAGUUGUAAUUACAACAGUGCAAAUCUAUCUUACAAAAUUUUGUAAAUAUUUGAUUUUUUCAUAAAAUGUAAAUUUUACAUAAAAGUUGUACCAUUAAUAAACAUGUAAUAUAUAAUUUA
Pteronotus mesoamericanus is the source of this 3685-nucleotide messenger RNA. RefSeq names its product F-BAR domain only protein 2-like. Gene Ontology annotation, cellular component: plasma membrane; clathrin-coated vesicle; cytoplasm. Gene Ontology annotation, biological process: clathrin-dependent endocytosis; synaptic vesicle endocytosis; clathrin coat assembly. Lineage: Eukaryota; Metazoa; Chordata; Mammalia; Chiroptera; Mormoopidae. The coding region runs from base 1 to 1305 and encodes 434 amino acids. The transcript is spliced from 13 exons. The record is from RefSeq and is a predicted model, not a curated record.